AUGGGUGGUUCUGCCCUCCCGCAGGAUAUCUCGUCGGCGGACGAAGGCAAGCUCCUCUGGGUGCUACAUGUGGAGUUGGAUGGUGUCCAUGCCCAGAGACGUAGUAUUGGGCAGGUUUUUACGUCGGCGUGUCUGAUACCGAAGGUUGGCUGCUAUUUUGUCAAGUAA
Messenger RNA from Gaeumannomyces tritici R3-111a-1, 168 nucleotides. RefSeq lists its product as hypothetical. The transcript is spliced from 2 exons. Bases 1 to 168 code for a protein of 55 amino acids. The record is from RefSeq and is a predicted model, not a curated record. Lineage: Eukaryota; Fungi; Ascomycota; Sordariomycetes; Magnaporthales; Magnaporthaceae.